AUGACAGGCCCGGCGAACUAUUAUUAUGGAGUACAGACAUUCAUGUCUCAGGAACAUCAUCUAGAAAUGCGCGAGGAACUCGUAAAUGCAGACAUGCCAUUCCUCCCCAAUGAAAUAGAAGGAAGUCCAAUGAACGGAGUGAUUAUCCCAUACGAUUUAUAUGUAUCCUCGUACAUGAGCUUUUCUUCCCGGCAAAACGACGAUUUUGAAUGGUUAGAAAAAAAUCUGUUAUAUGACCCGAAAUCCAAUGAAAAUCGAGCAAAGUUGAUUAUUAUGAUUGGUAACAAUCUGAAAAAUACUGAUGAAGACGAUAAAAGUGAAGCACUGGAUGCAGCCAAAAAAAUUCGAGAAAAAGCUGGUAGCGCGCCAAUUUGUAUUGUUGAUCAGCCGGAUAAUCAAAAUCCAUACAUCGAUGCGAUAGGGAUGGUCAAAGUGUUAAUGUUUUACGGACCUGACGUAAAAGCAUCGACUUUUUUAGUAGAAAAAAAUGAUACCAGCGAUAUUUUGAAAACAAAGUUUGAGGACUGGAAGAAGGAAUUGCUCUUUCUUAACAGUCAUCAAGUAAUAGCCUUUCAUUUUACUGUGGUCAAUAGCACUGAACCGGAGGAUAGCGAAGAAAUAUUCAGUAAUACAUUCCCAGACAUUCCGCUGAGUACGUUACGUUUACUUGAUGAAUCAUCAUUGACUGGAGUUGACUAUCAGAUUGAAACAAAGUCUGAUUUCUAUAUCGGUCCUGUGUAUGCAAUUGUUGGUUUUCGAAAAUUUGUUGAAGAAAAUCCAGUUACGGAAGAUCUCUCCGAGGAAAAUGAUUGA
Molecule: messenger RNA, 813 nt
Organism: Loa loa (African eye worm)
Lineage: Eukaryota; Metazoa; Nematoda; Chromadorea; Rhabditida; Onchocercidae
Exons: 7
Coding region: 1-813 (270 amino acids)
Source: RefSeq, a predicted model, not a curated record